This is a messenger RNA of Alternaria conjuncta, 420 nucleotides long. RefSeq lists its product as uncharacterized. NCBI's taxonomy places the organism in Eukaryota, Fungi, Ascomycota, Dothideomycetes, Pleosporales, Pleosporaceae. The transcript has 2 exons. The coding region runs from base 1 to 420 and encodes 139 amino acids. The record is from RefSeq and is a predicted model, not a curated record.
AUGUCUUCCCUGACAGGCCAAGAAUCUUCAAACACCCAACCCAAGAACCCCGUCAACCCCGGCGAAGACACAGCCGGCACAUUCAAGGGCGACCCGAGCGUUCCAUUGAAGACCGGCCAGUCGACUGACCCUGUUGGUUUGAGCGCGUCCGUGGACAAGGCUGCACCCGGCCAACAAAACGCCUCAGACACUUCGGAGCAGCGCCGCGGAGAAGAUAUAACACAAAACACCAAGCAAGAGUACGAGGGAAGUAGCAGUGUCGGUACCAAAACCGGAAGCGAGAGUUUGAUCGACAGUGUGGAGAGGAGCAUGCAUGAGGGUGGUGAGUCGGAUCGGAGUGGAGUGGAUAUUGGACAAAUUACUGGCGGACGACAGUUUGAAGGACUUGGUGGUAUAGUAACAGCGUCACAAGUCGCUUAG